ACUCGGGAGGACAAGCGUCCUGGUGCAGACGAGCAUGUUACGUUUGCUUUCGCGGGGAUUCACUGCGGUCAAACACGGCGCACUACAGGGAUACCAAUGACAGAAAGACACUUCCUGGCAUUUAACUAAGACAUUGACUCCGAAAGAAGAAGAUGUCGGGCUGGAUUUGGUGCUUGCUUCUUCCCUUGUUGCUUCUGAUAUGCAACAGUCAAACUCAAGUGGAAAACCAGGUGGUUCUCCUGCCAGGAAUAUUCCAAAAUGUCAACGUCUCGCUGAAUGAGUCAGUGCAGGCUACAGUGUCCAGAAUCCCCCCGGAGGUGGCUUUUAUCAUCCUGCAGUUUCACACGCUGCACCACAAUGCCACGCUGUCGUACACCAGGUUUCCAGGUGCAGGUCUCUUUGUGAAUGCAGUGGAUGUGGGUCUGCUGUCGCUUCUUCUGCCUGGUCAAGCCUCCCUUUCUCUGUUUCUGUCGUCUCCAACCGGCGACAGCUUCUCAAGCACCGGAGUGAUUCUGCCUUAUUCCAGCAUGGACCCGGUUCCUGGAGGUUGUAACAUAGAGUUUAACUUGGAAGUCGACCCAAACAUCCACCUGCACUACAAUCUAUAUGAGACCACCAUUAGUUUUGCACCAGCAAACUUGGGAUUUGUGAGGGGCGGCCCUCCACCGUCGUGCGACACCAUUACAGGAGCCAACAGUCGCUGGCGACUGCAGUAUGACGUCUACCAGUACUUCCUGCCGGAAAACGACCUGUCGGAGCGAAGCCUCUUCAGUGGGAUCCAGGCUGUGGCGGACCCUCGUGGCAUGAUGUUGAGAGGGAAACUGAUCCAGACGCUGUCGUCAGCAGAUGUCACCAGGGUCAUGUUUAACUCCGUCCCCGGUCAGGGGGUCAUUUACUCUGUGAUCGUCAGAGACCCGGUUCGGAACACCUCCGCCUCAUACGUCCCCGUUCACACGUACGCCUGCAGCUUCAAGUCCAGGCUGGACAACUGUCAGAUACAAGGGAAGAUUUCCACCAAAAUAUUCUUCACCAUCACUGGCGUGGCAGGACUCUUGGUCUGCUUCCUUGGACACAGGUUCUUCAAAUGUGAGUUGUUCUGUAUGGGGUUCAGCUUCACCGCCCUCUUCUUUUUCGUGCUGAUCACCAGGUUCAACAGUCUGGAGUACGACAUCACCCUCACUCUGUCUGCGGUGAUCGGCGCAGUGGGCGGAGUCCUGCUGGUGAUGAGCUGGUGGAGGUUUGGUUCCGUCAUGUCCUGCAUCGUGGUGGUGGGCCUCAUGCUGGGCUUCAUGGUGGCCUCCAUCGUCAUGUUCACUCCACUUGGCGACCUGGACUUGUUCCGCCAAUCCAACACUGUUUUCUGGGUCACGUUCUGCUGCGUCAUGUUCACGGUCCCGCUCUUCUUCGUGCGCUGGCCCAGAGAGGGCAACAUCACCACAUGCGGAGUGGUGGGAGCGUACGCCGUCCUCCUAGCUGUCAACUCCUACAACUACACCAGCCUGUCCUUCAUCACCCUCAACAUCCUCAAGCGCUUCAUCAACACCAACUACAGCAAUGUCUUCACCAACGUGUCGCUGCAGACCUUCGACUACAUCAUGAUGACGGUGUGGGUCGUGCUCGCCAUCAGCGGGAUCGUGCUGCAGCUGAUCCGGGAGAGAUCGCGGCCGUUCUUCCCACCGAGUCCGUACCUCAUGUGGCUGCAGGAGCGAGAACGCCGCAAGACAAACGUCCUGGACCCAAGCCAUCACUUCCCACCGCUUCACAACCGACUGAUGGCCCGGGUCCGGCAGCUGACCAGGAGGGUGGAACCAGCAGGAGAACACACUCCUCUACUCUUGUGACCCAAAGAUGCGAAGCCCAAACAACACUUUCAGAUCUGAUGAGAUAAUUCAGAAAGUUUUUAUCUUCAGAACUUGCUCCUCAAGUCCCCAGCACUGGUCCAGAAGAACUUUCAGAUCUUUUUGAACAGGAUGCAUUUGGUGCACUUUUUCCAUAAAGACUUUUGUCAAUGGAUCUCAAUGGUUCAUAUGUUGUCCUGAAAAAAACAUUUACUUUGGAUUGGUGGCCUGUGAGAUUUUAGAGAUCAUGAUUCUGAAAAUGCUCUCAGACGUUUACUGAAUUUUACGUUUACAGGUCAGAAAGCGCAACACUAUUCCAAUGUCCAGAGAUUUUUAUCUCGUCACAAAAGCCUCUAAUGAGGAAUUUUAAUGUAUUCAGUGCAGGUGAAAAGACUUUUUCUCAGGGUUUGUUUUUGAAACUCAAAUGCACUGACGAUGACCAAUGAUGUUCUUUGACUCCGUAAUGACUUAUUUUAAUACCACUGCUUGUGCCAAUACAAGAGGCUCACCAAUGUUUAAUUGAAUGUCUGCUGUUAUUUAAUAAAUGUAAAUGUCGGCAUCCACAAGGUUCCCAUUCUAUGACCUCCCCAGUGUCCCUCAGCUCUUGCUUGGCUCACUCAGCAUAGUCUCUGGCUUGUUCCCUCUUGCAUGAACUCAAGAGCUGAGCUCCCUUUACAGUCACUAGAGAGCAGCAAUGGUGAGUUGUGGACGCUCCACCGUUGUCAUCCGGUGUUGUCUGUCUUUAUCAAAGAGGAAGCAGAAUGUGAUGAUGUCGUGCCUUCUUAUGAAAUAGUUGAAAUGAG
Molecule: messenger RNA, 2641 nt
Organism: Synchiropus splendidus (mandarinfish)
Lineage: Eukaryota; Metazoa; Chordata; Actinopteri; Syngnathiformes; Callionymidae
Gene: tm7sf3
Product: transmembrane 7 superfamily member 3
Exons: 12
Coding region: 153-1841 (562 amino acids)
Source: RefSeq, a predicted model, not a curated record